UGGCGCGCGGUUGAAGCUCGGCGGUCGCCAUGGAGCUAUUGGGAGAGUAUGUCGGGCGGGACGGGCAGCGGCAGCGGCUGCAGGUAUCUUGUGAGGCCCUGGGCGAUGCCGACCCUUUCCAGGGCCUGUUGUUGGGGUUAGCUGAGAUGCGGGAGAGGGUGGCCGAGCUCCUCGGCGCCCUGGUACAACGGGAAGCCCAGGACCCAGUGGCGGUGGCUGGAGAAGAGGCCAUGAAUGGUGAUGAUGAAGAUGGUGCAGAAGAUGAAAAUAACAUUGAUAACAGAACUAACUCAGAUGGACCAUCUGCAAAACGGCCAAAACCACCAUCGUAACAAUAGCUUUUAUGAAAUUUAAACUAAAAGACUGCUACUGUCCUAAUUAUCACACACUGACAUUUCAGGAAGACUUGUGCUCUAAUUUGGAAAAGCAUCUCUUUUGUUCCCCUGGGACAAUUUUGGAAAAGAAAAAGCUUUCUUCUGUUUACAGCAAAAAAAAGAAAUAAUAAAUGCUUAGAAAUCUUUUCUUGAGUGAGAAAGAAAAUUCAGACCAUGGAAAUAAAAUAGAACCAUUUAAUUAAAUUGUGUGAUGUCUGUAUCUUUUAACUUCUGCUUCUGUUAUAAAAAGUACAUUUCAAGAACUGACAUAAGCAAGUGGCAAAAGUUGGGUAUUAAAUAUGAGUGGUGGCUCUUUACAAGGAAAAGGAAAAUUAGGGAAUAGAAAUACUGAAGAGAAAAGAGAGCCCUUGAGAGAGACCCAAACCAAACCUGUUGCCGUUGAGUUGAUUCCAACUUACAGUGACCCGAUAGGACAGAGUAGAACUACCCAUUAGGGUUUCCAAGGAGCGACUGGUGGAUUCAAACUGCCAACCUUUUGGUUAGCAGCCAAGCUCUUAAGCACUGUGCCACCAGGGCUGCUGAGAGAGACCCAAGGAAACCUUAAAUCCACACUCACACCCAAUAUACAGACAUCCAGAGAUGAUACCACUCAAUAAAUAUGUAUUAGUCUUCUGAGUUAACGUGUGCCUUAAGAGCCAGGUGGAAGGCCUUAAGUUAAUCUGUUGACUAUAGCUGUUUCAUUUCCUCUUGUAGCCAUACUUGCUUAACAGGACUGUUGAUUCCUUUUAAAAAUAUAUAUUCCUAAAAUAGUGUAUGUGUUCCUUUUCUACUUGUUAGUAGGGUUAAGGCAUUUAAAUUAUGAUUUAUUUCAGAAAUAAACUGAAUCUCAGAAUAGGUAUUUGCCCUGAGUUACACAGCUAACCCAUGGCAGAGCUGAGUUAGAUUCAUAGCCUUUUGCCAUUUUUUUAAGCUGAUAAAAAGAGAAAUUGUUAGUCGUAUAUGGUCAGAAAUUAUCUUGUUCAUUUAACGAUAAUAUCUAAUAUUGGGACUUCAACUCAGUUACUAAUAAUUUUUUUAUCUUAAAAAAUCUUAACCUUAUAGAAUUAAAACAGCAUAUUUUUAAAUUACUAGCAGAAAUUUGCUCCCUGAACAUUUUAUGUUUCCUUCUUUGUUUUGUAAAUGUAUUUAUAAAGGAGAAAUUUCAAGAUAAUAUUUGUGCUAGUGGCCCAGUGUUUUGAGAUUCUGGAUUAUAGGUUUGAUUGGUCUUAAUACUGAUUCUGAUUCCAAUGCUGUCUUCAUAAGUGGGCUACAUGUGUGACAAAAAGGAUCAGUUUGAAGAACGAGUAUAGAAGAAAUGCCUUUUGCCUAGUUUUCUAAUCCGCUGCCUUCUAAUGGUACAAACAUUAGCCAUAGGCAAGCAGAACAAAGUUAAUCUCUGAAACAGCUUCAACUUUACUUUUCUACAGGAAAGUCAACCCUAUAAUCCUACCUAAAAAUAAGCUAUUUGAGUUUGAUACUAAGAGAAGUCUUUUAAAAUGUGAAACAUACAGAUUGUAUGCAAGAUGUCUAAAAGUAAGAGUGCUUUUGUGUCACAUUAAGAAUAACAGGAGUCUGUAGCCAAGGACAAGAAGAAUAUUUACUCUUUCUAUAAUAGAUCACUGUUGCUUGACUGUAAUACUACAAAUUUUAAGAAUCACCUGAGAAGAAAAAUUGCUUUAGAAAAAAGACGUGGGAGGAAAUCAAUAUAUAUUCCCCCUGAGUUUAGAAAUGGGUGUUCACACAGAGGAUUUACGCUUUACCUAGUUGUCUUUCAAAUCCUGGACCAAGUGUCCUCGUUUGUCUAGCUCUUCUCAUCCUGUUUAGGUUUCAAUGUAAACAUUCCCCCCAGGAGGCCUUUCUUGAGUUCAUAGACAUGGUUAGGUCCAUGUGCCCUCUACUUCCCCUCUCAAAAUACAAAAUGUACCUUAUUAGAAGUAUUUUUCAGCUAAUCAGAAUUUUUUAAAACUACUGAGAAGGCCUGUACUUGAAAGAAAAUGAAUUUAAUGUUUUCUCCCAAAUGAGAAAAACAGUUGGAGAUGUCUGUGGCCCUCAGUUUAUUAUUAAUACUGUCUGUCUAGCCUCUACUUAGUCUAUUAAAGAUAUAUGUAUUUCUCAGUGGAAUGCUCAAUCUGUACAAUUAUAGAAUAUCAUUUCUUGUAUAAUUUAUUGCAGUAAGAUGCAUACUUUAGUCAUCCUGCAAACCUAGUGUUCAACUCAACCACUAUAUUGUGAUAAAAUGUUUACAAGCAAUUCCUGUUUUAACUUAUUGCGGUUGGUAUCACAAAGCUCAAAACUGUAUUACCAUAAAUGCAGCUGGUGAUAGUUACAGACUGACCAUGCUUUGGGAAGUAUAGUUGUGCUACAAUCAUUUUGUGAUCAUUAUUUCUUGGAUAUUUAAGUAUAGUAAGGGUAGAGGAUAAAAUUCUGGGAGAAACUGGGGAAUAUUUGUUAAGUAACACUUUCAGUUUUAUUUUAACGAAUGAUAAACAGAUUGGUUAGUUUUUGUGGAUUCUUUUCUCACUCCUUAGGACACAAUAAACUCCCAAGUAGAUCCAAGAUUUUGAGUGUAAAAAAUGAAACCAUAAAAGUACUAGAAGAAAAUGAGAUAGUUUUUAUAGUCUCAGAGUGAGAAAGGCUUUCCUAAGCAAAAAAAAAAAAAAUCCAGAAACCA
Molecule: messenger RNA, 3045 nt
Organism: Trichechus manatus latirostris (Florida manatee)
Lineage: Eukaryota; Metazoa; Chordata; Mammalia; Sirenia; Trichechidae
Gene: GON7
Product: GON7 subunit of KEOPS complex
Exons: 2
Coding region: 30-332 (100 amino acids)
Cellular component (GO): EKC/KEOPS complex
Source: RefSeq, a predicted model, not a curated record